CCCGCGAAGACCGCCAGUUUCGCGCGCGUCUGCGGUCGCUGCGUGUGCGGUCAAGCCUUGUGAUUCUAUUCAAGUGAUCGAGUCUUCAUGGACGACGCGCUCAGUGCGAAGUUCCAGAAAAUCGAGAAAAUUGGCGAGGGGACCUACGGUGUGGUGUACAAAGCCCGCGACCGGGCCACCGGACGAUUCAUUGCCUUAAAGAAGAUCCGUCUUGAGAACGAGGUCGAAGGUGUACCAAGCACUGCCAUACGAGAAAUCGCCCUUUUGAAAGAGCUUCGCCACCCAAAUGUUGUGCGCCUCCUCGAUGUCGUCCCAUGCGACCAAAAGCUGUACCUCGUAUUCGAGUACAUGGCGGAGGACCUCAAGAAACACAUAGAUAGAGCGGCGUCGUGCAAAAGCUCGCUUGCCGUGAACCUUGUGAAAAGCUAUCUGUGGCAGCUGUUGCAAGGCAUCGCGUACUGCCACUCUCAUCGCAUCUUGCACAGGGACUUGAAACCGCAGAACCUCCUCAUCGAUCUCGAGGGUAACAUCAAGUUAGCCGAUUUCGGCCUUGCGCGGGCCUUCGGACUGCCUCUACGCGCGUAUACGCACGAAGUGGUGACGCUGUGGUACCGGGCGCCAGAAAUCCUCCUCGGCUCACGCUUCUACUCGACAUCUGUCGACGUCUGGAGCAUCGGCUGCAUUUUCGCCGAAAUGCUUACGCUGAAGGCAUUAUUCGCGGGUGACUCGGAGAUAGACCAGCUUUUCCGCAUCUUCCGCACUCUCGGCACACCCGACGAGAGCUCUUGGCCCGGCGUGACCAACCUUCCCGACUACAAAGCCACUUUCCCGCGCUGGGAGCCGCAGUCACUGGCGAACAUUAUCCAUGGCCUAGACCCCGACGGGGAAGACCUCAUCCUGCAGCUACUCGUCACCGACCCGGAGGCCCGUGUGCCAGCCAAGAGAGCGCUCAGUCAUCGCUACUUUCGAGACGUCACCAUUCAACGUCCCGUGUGCAUGUGACACUUGUCCGCAUGCGCGCUGGGUUUUUCAUUACUCGUUUCUUGAUAACGUUGGCGCAUUUCCCCCUCCCCCUUUUUUUUUCUUGGUUAUUCCAAGUUGCGAGCGAGAGUGCGCGGUUUAAUUUUGCAAGAUUUACAAGUAAGUGAACGUACUACGUCCCAUGGUGACAGCAGAGUUCCGCUGGCUAGUAACUUUGCUGAGUUAUUGUUCGUAUGAUACUUCUUCUUUAUAGCGCCGUAACUAGGGCGUGCGUAGAGUUACUGUUAACAUGAACAGUAACUCUAGGCAAGCGUACUAGGAUACUGGUGGCUCCUCCUUAUUUUUAUGCAUAUUAAUCUAGUUUGUUUUGUUGUUCUUUUUCUGAUUACUUGCUGUAUUUUCAUUUCACUUUAAAGGAGCAAGGUAGACCGCGUGGUUUCACUAGGGAGUUUUAGAAUAGCGCCCCGCAAGUCCUUGCGGGGCGGACGCUGCCACUGCGCACGCGUCGUAAUGCGAGUCGGUGAUCGCGGCCCGCAUGUAGCCCGCAAGCGCUCUUUUCGAGGCUACGGUGUCCCUGCGACCGUGCUUUGUGGUUUGCAGCGGGGCAAACGCUAUUCUAAAACUCCCUACUAUGUACUAUUUCCAAUGAGGUUGUAUUUGUGAUCUAUGUUUUUACUUAUGCAUGCACAUUCCCCAGGGCGACACCACGGCGCCGCUGGUAAUCGUCGUUAUCGUUUAAAUUAGCCCGCAUGGCGCCGUUACCAGAGCAUCCGUGCUGGCAUACUGGUGGCCCACAUCAUUAUGCACAUUUAUAUGCACAUUUAUGUACACAUAUGUUUUCACUUGUUUUAUGAUAGCGCGUGGUUUUUGUGUGUUUGUUGUUUUUUUUGGGGGGGGGGGUCUGCUAUCUUUGAUUAGCAUGCUUAGCUAUAUUCACAUUGCUUCGAUGUUGCGAGCCAUAGUAUCAUGUAUUAUUUGUCGGCAAGUGAUGGAUUUGUUUGCACAACACUAGAAACCCCGCAGACGCGGUGCGAGGCUGUGCACAAUUCAGAACGCCCGUACGCAGGCGCAGCUGCCCGCCCGCCUGCCGAUCACAGUCAUUAUGAUUACUAUAUGAACGUGAAGACUUGAUUAGCCUUUUUUUUUUAAGGUGACAGCACAGCGUCGCUAAUAUGAAACUUUCCAGAUCAUCGUUUGUGUUCAAAGCAUGGGCUUCACAUAAAUAUGCAUUCUGUAUUUUUUUUUGUAUGUGCCUACGGGGAUGUUUUUUUUUUUACGUUAGCCUCAGACAACAAUAAACGUUUUUGAGGCUGCGUUAUUAAAUCUUUGGACAUCUUGUAAAAGUGCCGCAUAUGUGACCUCUAUCUUACACGCGGCAUUUUUUUUUCUUGCCGUGAAAAAAGUGUGCUACGUUAAUUUUCCUUUUCAAGUACAUUGGGUGUGCUUGUACAUACAUGAUCAUGUCGCAGUAAAUAAAAGGCCUGAUUCUGAAGACAUCGGCGCCCUUUUA
Rhipicephalus microplus (southern cattle tick) is the source of this 2491-nucleotide messenger RNA. RefSeq names its product cyclin-dependent kinase 2. Gene Ontology annotation, molecular function: cyclin-dependent protein serine/threonine kinase activity; ATP binding; cyclin binding. Gene Ontology annotation, biological process: G1/S transition of mitotic cell cycle; signal transduction; regulation of gene expression. The record is from RefSeq and is a predicted model, not a curated record. Gene Ontology annotation, cellular component: nucleus; cytoplasm; cyclin-dependent protein kinase holoenzyme complex. NCBI's taxonomy places the organism in Eukaryota, Metazoa, Arthropoda, Arachnida, Ixodida, Ixodidae.